CUUGUUUAGUCACACGAUAACCGUCCGAGUUAUAGGACGCCUCGGACACAUUAAGACAUGACGGAUACUUAAAAAUGGUCAUAAGUAACAACGUUUGUUCAAUAAAGUGAUUAGACAUAUCGUUUCCGAUCCCUUGGUUGUUUUUGUGUUAGCUAAAGGUGAUAGGUGGUGCGCCAUGCGAGGGCGCGCCCCGCUUUAUCGUCGGACGGCGGUCGCCGUGAUAGCACUCCUCGCCUGUGCCGCCCUGGUCACAGCGCUGAUGUGGAAUUCUGUCUUCGAAUUAGCCUUUUUAUCACAAGUGACAUUAACGCCAACUUCCCGCGGCUACAAGGAAUGGGUCGCACCUUCACUCCCUCUCUUCUUUAACGUGUACGUUUUUAAUUGGACCAACGCCGAUCGGUUUCCGGAGGAGCUGCCCAAUCUGGAGGAACUAGGUCCGUAUCGUUUUCGUGAGCAUCGUCGGCAUAUCAACGUGUCCUUCAACAACCAGAACCACUCCGUGUCUUACCGAACUCAACGAAGCUGGUACUUCGACGAGGAGUUCAGCAACGGGACCAUGAAGGAUAACAUAACUAUUAUAAACGUCAUAGCAGCAUCUGCAGUCUAUCGUUCGAGACACUGGGGUUUUAUUCAGCAGAAGGGUCUAUCUAUGGGUCUCGCUAUGCUGGGUCAAGGUUUCUCGGUGACGAGGACCGCUGAAGAACUGUUUUUCGAAGGUUACGAAGAUCCGUUUUUGGAUAUAGCGAGGAUUCUUCCCUCAACCACAACCGGAGGGGCGCCGCCAGUAGACCGGUUCGGUCUGUUUUACGAGAGAAAUAAUUCGAUGGAUACUGAGGGUUUGGUAGAAGUAGCAACAGGAGAGGCCAGUGGAACUUAUCCCGGACAGAUACUCAGGUGGAACAAUUACGAAAGUCUUCCGUUUUAUGAAGGGGCGUGCUCUCAGAUAACUGGUAGCGCUGGAGAGAUGAUGGCCCACAAUUUGACCGAAGAGCCUUUCACUCUCUUUGUCCCAGAUCUCUGUCGGACAGUCCACUUAGAGUAUAAUAGCAGCGGAAGUUUAGACGGAGUUCUCUACAACAAGUACACCAUGACCGAAGCCAGCUUCGAUAACUCUUCAAGAUCUCCCGACAACGCCUGCUUCUGCAGCGGUGAGUGCAGUUGGAGCGGUACAAUGAAUGUCUCCGCGUGUCGUUACGGCAGCCCGGCUUUCAUGUCCUUGCCUCAUUUUCUGUACGGGGAUCCUGAACUGAGGUCCUACGUCACAGGCUUGUCGCCAGAUCCUGAAUUGCAUUCCUUUUACUUCGCCAUAGAACCGAGACUCGGAGUGCCAGUGGAUGUGGCGGGAAGAUUUCAAUUUAAUAUUUUUAUUGAACCGACACCAAAUAUUGCACUCUAUGAAAACGUUCCCCGGAUGAUGUUCCCGGUGUUUUGGGUGGAGCAAAAGGUUCAAAUUUCUCCGGAAGUGCUAUCUGAACUGAGAUCCGUACGAGCGGUGCUGGAGCGAGGGGGGGCGAUCCUAGCGGGAGUGGCGGUGGCUCUCGCAGCCCUCGCCCUCGCUCUUCUAACCUGCUGUUCAAAGACAAGCAAGUACACCAGUCCGCAGGAGAUCAAAGAAAAGGACGAAGCGGAAGUAAAAUUAAACCCUAUGUGAUAGUAAAUAAGAGCGAGACUCUCUCAUAUUGUAUACUGUGUGUACAUGGGUGCGGCUGAAUGUAUGGAUGUAUUUGUUUUAUACUUUUCUUGGCUGAUAUUAUUAUGUGAUAUUACUAGGGCCUGUUUAAGAAAUUUAUUGUUUUAUGAGAAUUUACAUAAAAUAUAAUUUUUUUUGAAUCAAGACUCGUUUAUAAUCGUUAACUUAGAAGUAAUUAGAGGUAUACAUGGUGAACUAAUGUUGCUGGAUUUAAUUAUAAUAUUCUCAUCAAUAGUUUUUCAAACUCCUCUUUGAAUAAGUAAGUAAUGAAUCAUCAAUUUAUGACUGUACAUGAUUUUAUUAAAUCCAAUUUAAUUUUGUUUUACUUUUAACUCAUUUUAAUGAAGAUUCCACAUAUCAUACCAUCAGCAUGAGCGUUAUAGAUAGUGAAAAGUAUAGUUUACCCCGUUAAAACACUACUAACGGUAAUAAAUGACUGUGAUCUCAAAAAUUUGAAUAAUUUUCGUUAACUAUAAAGCUCAUACUAGGGGUACAAUUUCGUUAACAAUCUAUUGUUAGUUUGUAUUAUUUUGACUGUUCAUAAUUUUGUUAAAUAUUAAAUUAAAAAUAUGCAUUCCAAAUAAGUACAACACGAUGACAAUUAUAUUUUAAAUAUAUUAAUAAGGUAAGCGUUUCUAAAUGUAACUGACCGUUUAUUGUCGUAUAAGAUUAGGGAAAAAAACUUAAUUAUUUGAAAAUAUAAUAUAAAAUUUGUUAUUCUCGUAUCGAAGCUCACAAUUGUUAUUUUUUAUCUGGAUAAAAGUUGAAUUAAAUAUAACAUUGUGUAAUAAGUUACCAUCACAGGAAUUCUAUGGAUAUUGAAAUUAUAUAUAUAUAUGUAUAAAACUUUUAUAAACAGACCAAUUUCAGGCCACUUCAGAAAGAAAUUAUAUUAAACAAUGAAAUUUAAA
This is a messenger RNA of Danaus plexippus (monarch butterfly), 2601 nucleotides long. RefSeq names its product protein peste-like (gene SCRB4). The transcript has 10 exons. The coding region runs from base 176 to 1651 and encodes 491 amino acids. Lineage: Eukaryota; Metazoa; Arthropoda; Insecta; Lepidoptera; Nymphalidae. Gene Ontology annotation, molecular function: scavenger receptor activity. Gene Ontology annotation, cellular component: cytoplasm; membrane. The record is from RefSeq and is a predicted model, not a curated record.